AUGCUGUUGCAACGGAGUGGGAGGUUGAUUUCUAAGCAGAAGCAGCAGGGUCGUCGGGGUGGUCCUGCUGCGGGCUGGGACAUCACUACCGUGGACGAGCUGUACAGGACCGCUCAGACGGACGGGCCGCCUAACCUGGACAACGGGCUGAUCAACGACACGAAUGGUGAUGAGGGGACUUCCUACCGACUGCGCGCGUACAACGCCGCCGUCGACACCCAUGUCGAGUUCAUGCUCGACAAUCACACGAUAUCACCUACACGGCCACGACUUCUCCAUCCUGGCGCAGGGAAGUGGGACGUACGCUGGGGUCAGCCCGUUCGUCUCCACCUUUGGAACCAGCAGGCUGCCAGAAAACGGGCAUUUGGUGCUCGCGUUUCUGACGGAUAA
Messenger RNA from Aspergillus saccharolyticus JOP 1030-1, 390 nucleotides. RefSeq lists its product as uncharacterized. The coding region runs from base 1 to 390 and encodes 129 amino acids. The record is from RefSeq and is a predicted model, not a curated record. NCBI's taxonomy places the organism in Eukaryota, Fungi, Ascomycota, Eurotiomycetes, Eurotiales, Aspergillaceae. The transcript has 2 exons.